Messenger RNA from Spodoptera littoralis (African cotton leafworm), 2181 nucleotides. The record is from the annotation of a GenBank genome assembly. NCBI's taxonomy places the organism in Eukaryota, Metazoa, Arthropoda, Insecta, Lepidoptera, Noctuidae.
AUGGUGCCUCAGCAACAACGGAGAAGACGUCGCCGUGCGGCUCUGGCUCGGACAGCUGAGCGCCGUGUUGUUGUCGCGCGUGGAGUUGGGGGCUUCGGCUUUACGAUAGCAGGCCAGCGACCUUGCGUGGUAUCAGCUGUGGCUGCUGGCGGGCCGGCAGAGCGCGCUGGUCUACGUGCAGGGGAUGCGCUGUUGGCUGUGGAUGGGGCGAGUGUAGCUAGAGCUCCACAUGCCUCCGUGGCGCGUUUGGUGGCUGCUGCACCGGGAGCGAUAGCUCUGUCAGUGUCUCCUCGUGAGGCACCACCUACUGACACUGAGGAUACGGAGCCGGAUGAGCGAGCGAGGACUCGGAGGCGACAUCCUCCGCCCAGACGUAGGCCUCAAGCUAUGCUGCAUCACCCUGGCUGUCACGCAGCACCGAGUACGUCUGGUGUUAACGAAAUACUUCAGAACCUGAGCAGGGCCCAGCUAACUCCCAACCACGCAGCCAGGCUUGAGUGCCGCGCUGUCGUCGGCUACCUCGGCACCAUAGAAACACCGCAAGCUGCUCCCAAUGCUGCCCCUGGAAAUGUACGAACAGCCGUGAGAAAACUUCGACAAGAGAGGCGUCCUGCUGCACCUGUGUUACUAUCUGUCCUUCCAAACUCUUUAGUACUUCGUCGCCCAACCGGUCAAGUUUUAGCACAAUAUCAACGUGAAAGAAUAGUGUACGCGGGAUGUGGUUCCGACGCCGAUAGAAGGUACUUCGGCCUCGUGACGUCAGCUGAAACUGCUGAGGCUGAAGCGUCACACAGUUGCCAUGUGUUCGCGGUGGACCCCAGAAUGGCAGAACACGAGGCCCAUGCGGCUAGAGCUAGAGAAUUCCAAAUCGUGUGCACGAGAGACCCAGUAGCCGAGAGAUGUCUGGAGUUCCCACCGUCAGCAGAGUAUGUUAUUGGCGUUAUCAGAGGAAUGUAUUCUUUACCAGCAGAGGAUUGCGCUAGCCCUAAUUUGCAGCAGAUCUCCAAACUUACGAUAAAAGGAGAUAGUCCUGCAUUGGGUAACUUUUCGAGAUGUAAUAGACCUGUGUUCCGCGUGCCUCGAGACAGACGGCCUUGUAGACACGAGGAGAGAGUAGAAGCUCAGGAUUUCGUUGCUAACUCUCCUCAACCGAGCAACCACAGCGAAGUAACAACUACAUCGAGUAACAGCGACUCUGGUAUCGGCUUUCAUAACGAUUGUCGGAAUAUUGCAGAUAGAAUCUUAGUGGUUGAUUUUGCUGGGCAACAACCGGCACCGAACAGAUUUCGGCAAGAUAUGCCGCGACGGCCAAUCGGGCUUGUCGGUUGUAGUAGUUUUGAAGCUGAUGGGUCCUUCCUGUCAAACACGACUCCUGUCGUAGACGGCUUUGGAGGGCAGGGGAGACCUUUGAACCUGGACGAUGUGAUCCUCAACGCGAAUGACCUUCAAACCGUCCGCCACGUGAGUCCUCGAAACGAAGACGAUAACUAUAACUACAAUAAUCUAUACGGGAACAUACCCUCUAGUUCUCGAGGUAACCCGGGCUAUGUGAAUGGAGCAGUUUAUGAUCAGGUAUACACUGAAACAGAAGGUCACCAUUACGAGUUCAUUCCACCGCAAUUAGACAUGGACCUGGAGAUAGAUAGAGUGGCAGAAACGUUUAAUUCGGUGGAGAUCUAUGAGGAGAGGCCUCGACAGCCUCCGGAGUGGCAGUCGACGGAGUCAGUGGAGAAUGAGACGGUGAUAUCUGGCGGGACCAGUAAAGCCAGUAUGGACACUGUGUCCAUGUACUCUUCUAGGUCCCAUGAAGAAGCCAGACCAUCUCGCAGGAGACAUAUGCAAGCCUCGCUUGAUGAUAUGCUGGUCUUGGGAUUAAGAGAUCCACCUCCAGUGAGAGACAAGGAUGAUGAUAAUUUCGUACAUCCCGCUAGUAUCAAAUUCAAGGUACGCAAAUCAAUGAAGCCUCUAAAUAUAAUAUCGAAGACAAAGAACAUGCUAUCAGGCAAGGAUCGGGAGCGGGAGAAGGAGGAGCGGCGCCGGGCGCUGAGCGCCAGUGCGGGCGAUGUUUGUGGAGCUAGUCGACAGCCGGACAUACUACCGGCUGCUAACAGCGAGCCUGACUUGAGGGGACAGAGAUGCGCCGGCGCCGACGUACCGCGGUCAGCGAGCCCACGCCGCUAA